AUGGUAAAUCCAACGAAGAAGGCCCCCGGAAAACCAACCGAAGCCGAUGGAGCAUCGCCACCGUCCUUCGAUGCUGAUGUGUGGACUUCUUUGGAGGCCAAGAUGACCAAGGAGCUCGACGCAUAUGUUACAAAAUCAUUCAAUCAGCUGAAUAAUAAGUCAAUCAACAACAAAGCGGAACGGGCCAUUCACAUUGCUUCGAAGGAGGGACAUUUACUUCUUCUUGAUUCGCUUUUGCGACACGGUGUCAAGACAGAUGUGACCAAUGUUGACAAUCAGACACCAUUGCAUCUUGCCAUUGAGAAUGGACAAGAGAAAGUGGCGAUCAAGUUGAUUGAGAAACGACAAAUCUCUCUCUCGAUUACGGACAAGAAAGGCAGAUCGCCCCUUCAUGUUGCCGUUCAGAAAGGACAAGAGAAUGUGGCGAUUAAGCUGGUCAAGGCAUCACCAUCCUUGCUGCCCUUGGCAGACAUGGAGAACAGUCUGCCGCUACACUACGCCACAUUGAAGUACCUUCCAAACGCAGUCAAGGAGAUUCUUAACCAAUCUGGCGACAAAAACGUGGAUCAUCGAGACAAGUCUGGUGAGACACCGCUGACGCUGGCUUUGAAAUCACUAGCCAAAGAUUCGGAGACAGAAGAGAAGACGAAGAUGAUGAUCAUCAAACUAUUGGUGGGACAUGGCGCAGAUCUAACACAAAGACUUUAUUGGUCUAAGCAAGAUUCCCUGCCGGUGCUUCACCAUUUGGUGCGCCAGGGCAGGAGAGAUGUCCUGCGUGAGGUGAAGACUCCGUGGGAGGUGAUUAUCAACAUGAGAUAUGAACCGCAAGCCGGCACCCUUGGUUCACGGUCGAGUACGCAACAGAUUCCGUUCGGCGCAACGCCACUCUACGUUGCUGCAACAGCUGGCAGCCUCAAAUCGGUCAAAUUCCUCCUUGAGAAAGGAGCCGACCCGAAUAUCGGAUUGUCAACUGGCUCUUCUAACGAGCCUCCCACACCAUUAUGGGUUGCGUUGAACAAAAGUCACACUGAUGUUGCCAAAGCACUGUUGAAGCAUGAUGCGAAAAUAGACGUCGAAUGGCAAGGUUCCCACAUGCUCCACUUCGCCAUUGAGAAAACUUCAGCACAAUGCAGAACUGAAGUUGUGAAACUUUUACUUUCACACAAUGCCAACCUUCAUCAAAAGGACAGCAGCAAAAGGAUACCAUUGAUAUUUGCUGCCGAGAAAGGCUGCAUCUCUUCUCUCAACGCACUGUGGGAUGCACACGCAAAGCUGGAACUCCCUGAGACUCAUGCUAUGGAUGCUUUGAAGGCGAUAUGCCGGGAGGGACACCACUGUUGUGUAGCUCUGCUUUAUGCAAAGGGGGCUGACAUCAAUACCCAAGACGAACAUGGCUAUACACCAUUGCACUAUGCUGCUAGCUAUAACCGUACUGAUGUUAUCAACGUCUUGUUGUCCAUGGGUGCAGAUCGUACUGUUAAGGCUCAAACGAGACAAGAACCUUUCGAGGUGGCUGGGACGGCCGAGGCUGUAGCGAGGGCAUCUGGGCACGUUGAUACGGCUGGGCUGAUCAAGAACUGGGGGCAAUGA
Messenger RNA from Pestalotiopsis fici W106-1, 1590 nucleotides. RefSeq lists its product as uncharacterized. The record is from RefSeq and is a predicted model, not a curated record. NCBI's taxonomy places the organism in Eukaryota, Fungi, Ascomycota, Sordariomycetes, Amphisphaeriales, Sporocadaceae. Bases 1 to 1590 code for a protein of 529 amino acids. Gene Ontology annotation, molecular function: protein binding. The transcript has 2 exons.